AUGGCCCCCUCUCUUCUGAACGUGGCGGUGGCCUUAACCGCGUUGCUUUCGUUCGCUUCGGAGACUGAGGCGUUUCGUCGCAACCUCCAGAAGGGGGCGCCCCUGGGGACCCCGUUGGAGUGGCCCGGACUGCGCUUCCAGUUCACCAUCAAGCAGAGCGCUAAGAACGUGUUCGGCCAGUCGGACAUCUCCAUGUACGCCAACCCCGUCGUGUCCAACAACAACGCCAAGGUGCUGUACGACGUGUACGCCACCUUCACGGAGAACAACACGCUGCACAACUACACGCUCGUGGACAGCGUCGCGUACAUUGAGGACACGCCGUUCUCCAGCGGCUCGGGGGUCGUCACCCCCGUGACCAAGUGCAUCGACUCAGAGUCAGGUGCUCUACCCGCGGUCAACGCCAUCGUGGCGGGGAUCAACGACGCGAAGAACGCUUCUACCCCAUCGGGAGCCAACGCCACGGCCGCCCCCACCGACUGCUACGGCGGCAGCUCGUACAAGACGCAGGUCAACAAGGUCGAGUACACUCUGUGCGCCAACGGACCCGCGGGCUUCACGAUGAAGAGCAGCGACAUGGACAUCUCCGUGCUCUACCUGGAGAGUCAGAUUGAGGUAGUACCCCCUACGUUGAACGCCGCCAAGUGCCCGCGAGUGGCCAUGCCCACGGCGGUGACCCCCAUCGGCCACUCGCUGCUCACGGGCGAGCCUAUCUCGUCUAAGAACGCUCGCAAA
Messenger RNA from Phytophthora sojae, 735 nucleotides. RefSeq lists its product as hypothetical. The transcript has a single exon. NCBI's taxonomy places the organism in Eukaryota, Oomycota, Peronosporomycetes, Peronosporales, Peronosporaceae. The annotation marks the transcript as partial. The record is from RefSeq and is a predicted model, not a curated record.